AUGGGCUCUCUGACUCAGUCCUCGUCUUUCGACGUCAACAAAGUCGCCAUCAUCGGUGCAGGUCCAACAGGAAUUGCUGCUGCGAAAUACCUCAUAGCGCAGGGCAUCUGUGAUAUCACCAUUUUCGAACAGCAAGACCAUGUUAGUGGUAUUUGGCAUUACUACGGCUUGGCUGCUGGAACUUGUCCCGUUCCCCAGCAGGAUCCCCAUCAUCCUCCAGAUACGCCACUCCAGUGGGAUUCGACAUCAGCACCAAUAUUCACAUCACCAAUGUACGAGAACCUUCACGCUAACAUCCCGAAGGAAGUCAUGCAGUUUUCCGAUCAGCCUUUUCCCGAGAACGCCAAACUGUUCCCCGAGAGGCCCAUGAUUGAAGACUAUCUGGUCAAAUAUUCCGAGGACGUUAAGCCUCUGAUACGGUUCUGUCAGCGUGUUGAAAGGGUGUCGUUGAAGCGACAAGACGAUCGGGACAAAUGGGAGGUGGAGACAAAAUCCACCAUGACUGGUAAUGACACCGCCAGACAAGUUUUCGAUGCCGUUGUUGUUGCAAACGGUCACUACUCGACACCUUUUAUACCCGAUAUGCGAAACAUGAAAGAGUUUAAUGAAACUUACCCCGGAGUAAUCACUCACUCUAAACAAUAUCGGACGCCCUACACGUUCAAGGACCGCAAGGUAGUCGUGGUGGGUAACGGUCCGUCUGGUCUCGACAUUGCUCUUCAGAUCAAUCAAGAGUGCAGGAAACCCGCUUUUUUAUCUGUGCGGCAUCCUACACCUCCAGGCCGACUGCAUCACUGUGGAUGCGAAGAAAUGGCUGAAAUCGAGGAGUUCCUGGUUGAGGAAAAGGGCGUUCUUUUCAGAGACGGUCGGAUCGAGAGAGACGUUGAUGCUGUUGUAUUCUGUACUGGGUUCCUUUAUAGCUACCCGUUUCUCCGGGAUCUAGACCACAAACUUAUUACUACAGGUCGAGGCGUCCAUGGUCUAUAUCAACAUGUUUUUGAUAUCCGGCAUCCUACCCUCGUCUUCCCUGGCCUCAACAUGAAAGCAGCUCCUUGGCCUCUGGCCGAGAGCCAAGCCGCUCUUUUCGCAGCGGUAUGGUCCAAUGAUAUCAAGCUUCCGUCCCAAGAAUUCAUGGAAGCUUGGAGUACGGAAUUGGAAAAGCAGAAAGGGGAGGCUUUUCACACGUUUGGUCCAAAUGGAGACGGACUCUACAUCAACAGGUUGCAUGAUUUGGCCAUGACAGCUAAGCGGCCAGGAAAGGAGCCGCCUCACUGGGAUCAUGAGCUGAUGUGGCAGCGUAGCGUUUUCCUUGAUGCUAAGGUAAAAUUUGAGCAACUCGGCUGCAAAGCACGAACCAUGGAGGAGGUUGGAUUUUACUACAAACCCGACAACACUCAGACAAGUACCGUGUGA
This is a messenger RNA of Fusarium venenatum, 1413 nucleotides long. RefSeq lists its product as uncharacterized. The record is from RefSeq and is a predicted model, not a curated record. Lineage: Eukaryota; Fungi; Ascomycota; Sordariomycetes; Hypocreales; Nectriaceae. Gene Ontology annotation, molecular function: flavin adenine dinucleotide binding; N,N-dimethylaniline monooxygenase activity; NADP binding.